AUGCAGCAAUUUGUUGGAAAGGAGCAACCACCAACAGCUAGGGUUGAACCUCGAGUGUGGAAUGGUAAGCCUGGUGAUAGGCACCAAUUCAAGUGCAUUACUACUGGAAUCCCCACACCGACGGUCCAUUGGUCUGGUCCUAAUAACACUCCCCUACCUCAUGAUGUUACUGAGUUGGAUGGAAACAUCUUGGACUUCUCUAAUGGACGAACUGAGCUGAAUGGAGACUACACAUGCACGGCUACCAAUCCUGUUGGAGAG
Messenger RNA from Strongylus vulgaris, 261 nucleotides. The record is from the annotation of a GenBank genome assembly. Lineage: Eukaryota; Metazoa; Nematoda; Chromadorea; Rhabditida; Strongylidae.